Messenger RNA from Drepanopeziza brunnea f. sp. 'multigermtubi' MB_m1, 390 nucleotides. RefSeq lists its product as uncharacterized. The record is from RefSeq and is a predicted model, not a curated record. Lineage: Eukaryota; Fungi; Ascomycota; Leotiomycetes; Helotiales; Drepanopezizaceae.
AUGUGCCUCGGCUAUCACCGACUCUACGCCGAGUGCGGCCACAACGCUCCCAUCAUCUACUCGAAAUGCCAGGCCAACACCACCCGCAACAACAGCCGCGAACCCGACGACUUCCGCGCCGGCGCACCCGGAUCCCACGAGCAGUGCAAACUCUUCUCCCCGCCCGAAAACCAGCGGCGGCCCGCCUACCUGAUGAAAGAAGGCGCCUGCGAGAGCUGCCGGCUCAAGACCGAACGAAAGCAGCAGAAGCAGCGGCAGAUCCUGCUGCGGGAGGAUCUCGACAAGUUGAAGGCCGAGGUGUGGAAGAGGAACAACCCGCGGAAGUGGAGGGUGCUCAACGCGGUCCGGAAGUUCCUGAAGCCGGAGAUUCCAGCUCCCGCGGAAGAUUGA